Molecule: messenger RNA, 2807 nt
Organism: Mus musculus (house mouse)
Lineage: Eukaryota; Metazoa; Chordata; Mammalia; Rodentia; Muridae
Gene: Rfesd
Product: Rieske (Fe-S) domain containing
Exons: 4
Coding region: 1044-1517 (157 amino acids)
Molecular function (GO): 2 iron, 2 sulfur cluster binding
Source: RefSeq, marked validated
GCACUUCCUGCGUCCGCUGGCAGCGGUUCCGAGUCCUCGGGUGUCUGAGCAGGGAGCGUUUGGACCCUCGUGGACUGGCAUUGGCAAGAGCCUCAGUGAACUGUUCGCCUUGACAGUUGGGCCACAGCCGGGACCUGCAGCCAUUUAAAUAGGCUUUUCCGCACUUGUGCCAUAAACUAUGAAAGCGAAUCCUUCUGACGUCCCACGCACCCCAAAUAUUCUCCUGGGAUGGCCGUCGGGACGACUGCUGGUUGCCGUGCUGUCCCUAGCGCCGCUCAAUCUAGCAGCUGCGGCCUGUCUUCUUAGCAAAUAAAACUGGUUUGAGAACUGCUAAAGCCAUGGGGGUGGCUACCAGCCUUGCUGCGCUUCCUGCGGUUGCACCCAGCUGUAUAGAGUAGAGGUGCCUUAACGUGGUUGUCCUCUGCACACCCUAUGAUACAGGCCUCUUAGGAAGCAGUCCGGGAUUCAGACGCUGGUGAAACGCCUUGUCAUCUUUAAUACCAGACAUUGGCAGUAAUUCGCUCAGCUGCACGGCUUCAUUAAAUUGGGCAAGUGUUUUACUUUAGAUAUUUGUGAAGACAAUCUUGUACAUUAGCAUUCCUACAUAAACAUUCAGAACCAUCUUUUCCGAUACAUGUGUGCACUGCGAAUAUAAAACUCUCUAUACGUUUUUGCCGAACGGUUUUUGUGACUUUCAAGAUGAUUUUCUUUCAGGCCACAUGUUUUUUGUUUUUUGUUUCUUUUCUUUUAUAAAUCGCUGGCUGCUAGUGACACGAAAGUUACACCAAGCAACAUAUGAGCUUACAGAUAUUUAAUUUUGUGAGGAGUAAUGAACAUUUACACGCAAAGUGUCCAAGCGGUAGUGAAAUGUAGCUAGUCAAAUGUAUUUAUUAUCAUCAAACUGCUACUGACUAAAGCAUUUCCCUUCCCUGAGCCUAAAAGCCAGGGUGUCACCCUGGAGAUAAGCACUGUGAUAAUUUGUGGGCCAGGUCCCCACUCUAAGAGUCCCUGAGUCAUUGCUCAAGAGGAGUGACACAUGAGUCAUGGACCCUGAAAUCUCUGAACAAGAUGAGGAAAAGAAGAAAUAUACUUCCGUCUGUGUUGGCAGAGAAGAGGACAUUAGAAAAUCAGAAAGAAUGACAGCUGUUGUCCAUGACAGAGAAGUGGUCAUUUUCUACCACAAAGGGGAAUAUCAUGCUAUGGACAUUCGCUGUUACCAUUCUGGAGGGCCCUUACACUUGGGAGAAAUUGAGGAUUUCAAUGGACAAUCAUGUAUAGUUUGCCCCUGGCAUAAAUAUAAAAUCACUUUGGCAACAGGAGAAGGAUUAUACCAGUCUAUAAAUCCUAAAGACCCAUCAGCAAAACCCAAGUGGUGUUCCAAAGGAGUAAAGCAAAGGAUUCACACCGUGAAGGUGGAUAACGGCAAUAUUUAUGUGACACUUUCUAAGGAACCAUUUAAAUGUGACUCUGACUAUUAUGCCACUGGAGAAUUCAAAGUGAUUCAGAGUUCCUCCUGAUAAAAAAUGUACAGCAACAAAAAUAAAAUAAAGUAAGAUGUGUGUAUGUUUGAAAAUAUUUUAAAGUAAUUUUGUUUCCGUACCAAAGAUGGAUUUUUUUCCAACAUAUGUACCUGUGUCUUGUCAGGCAGGGGCUGCAGAGAUGGGCCAGUGGCUAAGGGCUCAUGCUGUUCUUUCAGAGCACCUGAAUUCAGUUCCUAGCACUUAUAUAAAGUGGCUCAAAGUUCCCUAUGAUCUGAUUCCCCCUCCAAGGGAUGAUGCCCUCUUCUGGUCUCUGUGGGCACCUGCACACACAAGUCAUUUACACAUAAAUAAAAAUAAAAGCAGAUAUUUUUUAAAGUCUUAAAUCUGAAAAGUUUAAAAACACAUUUACUUUAGUAUGACUUCAGGGCCCCCACCCAGGUCAACAGGAUACAUUCCAUAUUUCUCAGGACUGAUUGGCAUCUGUACAUUAUAGGUCAACAGGAUACAUUCCAUAUUUCUCAGGACUGAUUGGCAUCUGUACAUUAUAGGUCAACAGGAUACAUUCCAUAUUUCUCAGGACUGAUUGGCAUCUGUACAUUAUAGGCUUGAGAUGAUCAGGUUAAGAAGCAUAAAGAUAACUUAGAGUAAACACAGUUGACAGCAGAUAAAGCAGAAAACUUAACAGGAAAAGUGUAAAUGAGGCAAAGACUUGUUUCCCCAAUCACAGCGUGUUUUGGAAAGUUUUCAUAAUUCAAACUCAGUCGCUUCAACAGUUCCCAGCAGUCCUCUGUUCCUCUUGCAUUGAUGUGUCCACAGGUUGCUGACUUCCGUAUUUAAUUACACUAUUUACAAUUUUAAAGGUAGAAUUUAAACACACUGAGAUCCUUGAAUUUUAGGUUGUAUAUUAUACAUUUGCUUACAAAUGUUUAGCACAUGUUUUACAUGUUAAAACUGCCACCAAAAAUUGAGGCCAAUGUAUAUGUUAAACUUAAAAAUGAGAAACUUAAAGCUUGUUCCAGCAUUCUGAGGCAGAGGUAGAAGGAUCUCUGCGAAUUAGAGGCUAACCUGGGCUACAUAGUGAGUUCUAAACAGCCAGCACUACAUAGUGAGACCCUAUCAAAGAAGGGGGCUGGGAAGUUAUAGAUAGGAAGACCCAGGAAAACGUAGCUUGGUCUUAACAUAUUCUCUUAUCAGGGCUGAUUCUUGAUGUAAAAAGCCACGAACAGUAACACCCUAACCAAGAUAUAUGUAAAGUCUCCUAUUCAACAAACCAAAGAACUUUACUUACAUGAACCUUUCAAAUAAAAGUUUAAAAGAAUUUUAGAG